GUGCCCCGGACCGGGGGUGGGGGGCGGGUCCAGGGAGAGCCAGGAGGCGGAAGUUACCGCGGGUCCUGGGGACGGCGCACGCACCGAGUCACUUGUCAGCGCUAGUCUGAGGCGGAGGCAGCGCCGCGCCGGACCCGAGUGUCUUUCAUUUCCUGGCAUUGGACUUUGAGCCCUUAGAACCAUGAGCAACUACAGUGUGUCCUUGGUUGGCCCAGCUCCUUGGGGUUUCCGGCUGCAAGGUGGCAAGGAUUUCAACAUGCCUCUGACAAUCUCUAGUCUAAAAGAUGGUGGUAAGGCAUCCCAGGCAAAUGUGAGAAUAGGCGAUGUGGUUCUCAGCAUUGAUGGAAUAAGUGCACAUGGAAUGACUCACCUGGAAGCCCAGAACAAGAUUAAGGGUUGCACAGGCUCUUUGAAUAUGACUCUGCAAAGGGCAUCUUCUACACCUAAGCCUGAGCCAGUUCCUGUUCAAAAGCCCACAGUCACCAGCAUGUGUUCCGAGACUGCUCAGGAGCUAGCAGAGGGACAGAGAAGAGGAUCCCAGGGUGACAGUAAACAGCAAAAUGGGAAAGUCCCACCUAAACGCCCACCAAGAAAACACAUUGUGGAGCGCAAUACAGAGUUUUACCACAUACCCACUCACAGUGAUGCCAGCAAGAAGAGACUGAUGGAGGAUACUGAAGACUGGCGUCCAAGGACUGGAACAACUCAGUCUCGCUCUUUCCGAAUCCUUGCCCAGAUCACUGGGACUGAACAUCUGAAAGAAUCAGAAACUGAUAAUACAAAGAAGACAAAGGAAAAGAUACCCCUUCACGUCUUUAGUCCCAAAUACACAAAAUUACGUGACUGGCACCAUGAAGUUUCAGCACGUGCUCUUAACGUACAGUGAUUUAUGAGCCUUGUCCCCUAAUCAGCCAGCACAUACCUUUUCAUUCACUUUUUCUUUUUUUUUCCAACUCCAUAGCAAAAUCUAUGUUAAAUUUGUCUUAAGAAAAAAAUAGAACCUUUUCUAUACUUUUCUAACAAUUUCCUAUUGUUGCGAGGACAAGGAAGAUGAACAUGUUUUGUGCUAGUUGGUAGCUCACAAAUGUAAAACCCCCAAAAAAGAAAAGUAAGGGACUAGUCUAUUCAGUGGAUUUAUAUCUGUUUUCAUUGUUAUUAGGGUAGUAACUUUGGAAAAGGAAUUAUUUUCAUAAUUUGAUUUUGGUGUUGGUUGGUUGAAGCAAAUAAUAUCCUUGUCUAAUUUGGAAAAUACUUCCUUUAUGUUAUGACAUGACAUUUCCCAAGAUUACUUUUAAAUUCAUUAUUAUGUUGUUCAAAGUUGAUUGUAAGUAAGUAAGGAAAUGUGAGGAGGCAAGACUCUAUUAGAGAAGCAUUUAUUUUAGAUACAGGUAUCUUUUAAAUCAGGAACUAUUCCGGAUGGCCAUGUGAAGAGAAGAAGGCCCAGAUUUGGUUCCUGCAAAAGGAAAGAAGAGAAUUUUACCCCCAUUCAAUGGGGAAAUACAGUGUUCUUUGCUUUGGUUGGAUUCAAAAGUCCUAUUUCCUACUAAAGGAAAUAUUUCUAAACUGGUGGAUGUUUUUAUAGUAUAGAUGAUUUCCAGGCAUUAACUAAUAAGAUAUAGAAAAGAUAGCUUUGCUUUUUUCUUAAUCAGAAGAAAAGAACAUAAAAUAAAUUGUAUUAUGAGUGAUUAUGGGACAUCAGAUAAAAUAUUUUCCUUAGUGAUACAACUACUGUGCAUUGCUGCUAUUCCUAGGAAGCUACGUUUUGGGCAAUACAUGGAAGCCAAAUAUAUGACCAGAAAUGCUUUCUGCCUUGUAAUAUAGUGUAUUAUAUAUUAGCUCUAAAUUCAGUAAUAAAUGCAUUUUGAAGUUUGGAAAAGUAUUGUAAUAAAGUUGCCUUUGUACUUGUUCUGUUCCCUUGAGACUAGUAACAGUGUCAUCCAGAACUUGUUACAAUAUCACUUCCACAAAAUACACAAUUCUCU
Molecule: messenger RNA, 1982 nt
Organism: Carlito syrichta (Philippine tarsier)
Lineage: Eukaryota; Metazoa; Chordata; Mammalia; Primates; Tarsiidae
Gene: PDLIM5
Product: PDZ and LIM domain 5
Exons: 9
Coding region: 182-886 (234 amino acids)
Biological process (GO): muscle structure development; actin cytoskeleton organization; heart development
Cellular component (GO): Z disc; adherens junction; filamentous actin
Molecular function (GO): muscle alpha-actinin binding; actin binding
Source: RefSeq, a predicted model, not a curated record